GGAACAUGCGAUAGUGACGUCACAGCAGGAUAAAACGGCAUGGAGACGUAGUAGAAUGAAAGAGUCGUAUCGUGGAGCGCGAUAAGAGCGCCGACGGAGACACUAGGAUGCUGUGAAGCGCCCUUUCCUCUGACAGUAAGAGACGAAACACUUAGAAAAAGACGCGCGCUAAUCGUCAUUUUGAAAGCACUAUGGCACGAGGGAAGGGAGCGGAGCCGUACGCGGCCACUUUACUGUCAGUCAGACCUAUAAGCACAGAGAUCAAGAAAGCAAAGCCAAAGGACCAGAAAAACCGUUUGUCUGUGUGGAACAAACUGUGCUAUGCCGUCGGCGGGGCUCCCUACCAGAUCACGGGCACUGCUCUGGGCUUCUUCCUCCAGAUCUACCUGCUGGAUGUGGCUCAGCUGGAUCCCUUCCAUGCCUCUAUCAUCCUGUUUGUGGGGCGGGCCUGGGAUGCUAUCACAGACCCAACGGUCGGUUUCCUGGUGAGCCAGAGUAGAUGGACGGCCAUCGGCCGCAUGAUGCCCUGGAUCAUUUUCUCCACUCCGUUCGCUGUGCUGACUUACUUCCUGAUCUGGUACGUGCCUCCUUUUGAACAAGGGAAGGUCAUCUGGUACCUGAUAUUUUACUGCCUCUUCCAGUCAAUGCAGACGUGCUUCCAUGUGCCAUAUUCGGCCCUCACCAUGUUCAUCAGCAGAGACCAGAAAGAGAGGGACUCUGCCACCGCUUAUCGUAUGAUGGUGGAGGUGCUGGGCACAGUCCUGGGCACCGCAAUCCCGGGACAGAUUGUAGGAGGCGCCCCUGAUUGUCCUGAUAACAUAAACGGGACAAAUACAACCAAAACCAACAUGUCCAGACUUACACUGGAUGAGACGAAACAAUCUUACCUUACUGCUUCAGGAGUCAUCUGCAUCAUCUACAUCCUGUGUGCCGCAGUCUUGUUUCUCGGUGUAAAAGAGCAAAAAGAUAGCGGGCAAAAAACAUCCCAGCUGCUCACCUUCCGUCAAGGCCUGUGCAUGGUGAUGAGUCACGGACCGUAUAUCAAACUGGUCAUCGGCUUCCUCUUCACCUCUCUGGCCUUCAUGCUCUUGGAAGGAAAUUUUGCCCUUUUCAUCACCUACGCUCUCGGCCAUAGGAAUGACUUCCAGAAUAUUCUCCUGGUCAUCAUGCUCUCUGGGACUCUGACCAUCCCGUUCUGGCAGUGGUUUCUGACUCGGUUUGGGAAGAAGAUGGCAGUUUACACUGGCAUGAUUUGGGCAGUACCCUUCAUGAUCCUAAUAAUCUCCAUCAAGAGCAACCUGAUCAUUUCUUACUUGGUCUCAGUGGCUGCAGGUGCGAGUGUGGCAGUAGCUUUCCUCCUGCCCUGGUCAAUGCUUCCCGACGUAGUGGAUGACUUCAAGGUCAGGUACCCAGACGUCCGUGGUCACGAAGCUGUCUUCUACUCCUUCUAUGUGUUCUUCAUCAAGUUUGCCUCUGGUGUCUCUCUGGGUAUCUCUACGCUCAGUCUGAAAUUUGCCGGCUAUGAAACCGGGUCCUGCUCACAAAAUAAGACAGUUGCUUUCACCCUGAAGGUGCUAGUUUCUCCCGUGCCCGUGGUUCUUAUAGCUGUGGGACUGUUGAUAUUGAAGACCUACCCUAUUGAUGAGGAGAGGAGGCGGGAGAACCAAAAACUACUGCAGGAAAUGCUCGAGUCUGAGUCUGAAGCUUCAGAGCUUAAGAGCAGCGUGUAGCAGCAGAGGACGAGCCAACCACCAACAACUGUCGAGGGACAUGACCACCAGCUAUCGGGAGGACAGACCACAGGUCACUACUGCUGCCCAGCAUAUGCCAGCUCCCUCCGCUGGAUCAUUCAGGUUCACAUCGCCCUCUAGUGGCCGACCAGUGUCAGCCAAGUAUUUUCUUCUGUCCUUUGCCUCCAGCUGUGUCCCAAUUAAACUGCAAAGCUAAAAAGCAUACAGUUUGAAAAUGUCCAUUUUGUCAGGUAGUGUGGAGCUACAGUGCAUGGUUCGGAUCUGUUCUUGGUUUCACUUUCCAGUAUACAUUCUUUGUUGUUGCACUGGGAUCUAUUUAUAUUUAAACCUUAAUGGAUAUCUUACCACUUUGAUGUAUACCACAGGUCAGCUGUGUGUGACUUUAUAUUCAAAAAGUGCUCUGAAGGAAAUGUACACCAUCAGCCCUUAUUUAUAAAGGACGUACCAGCACUGUUCUACUAACUGGAAUUGUAUGGAGCUCUACUAGGAUGUCUGCAUUUUGUUAGGUGGUAUUGUUUCCUAUAGAACAUUUCAUAAAGGAAAAAGACAGAUCUUGGUCUGUCCUGCACAGAGGCUGAAUCACUACCUUACAAACACGUCCUGUGUGAUUGGUUACGAUGAGAUUCCUGUAGAGCUUGUUAUUCAUUUUUCUUUUUGCUGCUGAAUAGGGUUUGUUAUCAUGCCUUUUUGUGCUUUAACAUUUCAGCCAAUCGCCACAGUAGAGAUUUCUGAAUGUUUGCUUUUACAAAUGAAGCCAACCAUUUUCAACCUUGAAGUCAUUUCAUUUGGCACACUUUGACUUCCAAAGGGAAGAAAACUACUUUUAUUUAUUAUUUAUUUCAACACACUUUGGAAGGGAUUAUAAUUUCUUAUGGAAACACAUGUAUACUUAACAGUAUGUGGUUAUGGUCCUGUUGAAACAAUGACAACAUUGCUGUAAUGUGAUUAAACGAGCAGCUUUUGCAGAAUUUUGACUGAAAAACAUCAACUCAAGUCCAGUUUUUCUAUGAUAAGUUAUAUAGGAGACAUUUAUCUUCACUUUACACGGCUUGGUUUAAUCUGACAGGUUAUUAUUGGUUAAGUUAUUGAAAUUUAAAAAAAAAAAACAAACCUUUAAAAUCUAAUAUAUUUCUUCAUAGUGUUCAUUUU
Molecule: messenger RNA, 2900 nt
Organism: Scatophagus argus
Lineage: Eukaryota; Metazoa; Chordata; Actinopteri; Scatophagidae
Product: sodium-dependent lysophosphatidylcholine symporter 1-B-like
Exons: 14
Coding region: 192-1730 (512 amino acids)
Biological process (GO): carbohydrate transport
Cellular component (GO): membrane
Molecular function (GO): lysophospholipid:sodium symporter activity
Source: RefSeq, a predicted model, not a curated record